GAUUACUCACUUUUAAUUUUAUAGCAUUCAAGACAUGACGUUUUUUAUUUUAAAAUACAGAAAAAAGUUGUAAAUUCCAAACAAAAGCUCAGUGAAAAUUUAUAGCGCAUUCCUAUUCCUAAAAUGUCAGUGAAACCCAGAAAAUCUGAGUUCAAUAAAAAGGGAGUUGCUUUUGGCUUGGAACUCUACAAAAAUGUUCGUGCAAUUUCCAAACCGACAAAUACUGUCCUAUCUCCUGUUUCCAUUCAUUUGGCACUAGGAUUGACCUAUAUGGGUGCUUCCGGAGAAACUCAGCGAGAGAUGAAGCGGGUCCUUCGGCUUGAAGAUGACAAAACAUUGACUGGAAAGUCGUUUUAUGGUGUUCUUUGCAAAUACCAAAAAAAUCCCAAUAUUGUAAUUGCUAACAAGUUAUACGUGCAGCAAGGCUUUGAGAUCAAAGCAGAAAUGAAUCAGGUAGCGAAAAAAUGGUUCAAAUCGGAAAUUGAAGCUGUCGACUUUUCCGAACAGGCUAGUGCCGCUGAAACUGUUAACAAAUGGAUUAAAGAGAAAACCGGCGGCAAAAUAACAGACAUAGUUAACCAGGAUGCCUUCGAACCCAAUACAGUGUUGAUUUUAUUAAAUGCUCUGUACUUUAAGUGCAACUGGAAACAUCCCUUUGAUAUGAAUACGGAAGAGGGACAUUUCUGGUUAAAUGACGGGGAAUCUAUGAAAGUCACAAUGAUGAAGCAAAGAAGCAUGAAAGCCAGUUACGCAGAAUUCGGUGACUUGGAUAGUAUUGCAGUGCAAUUACCCUUUGCGGACGAAGAUCUGUCAAUGCUUAUUCUCUUGCCCAAUAACAAAACUGGACUGGAUGCCCUAGAAGCAAAGUUGGUUGGCCUCGAUUUACCGCAGCGGAGAAAGCAAAUGAUGCAGGAGACUGUUAAGAUUACAAUGCCGCUAUUUCGAGUUGAAUUUGAACAAAACCUAAACGACGCUUUAAAAAAGAUGGGAUUGGCCUCUAUGUUCAAUACAAACGAUGCCAACUUCUCCGAACUUAUCGAAGAUGGAGGUGAUAACUUUUUCGUAAGCAAAGUUGUUCAUAAAACAUUCAUUGACGUUAACACAGGAGGAGUGGAAGCAGCAGCAGCCACAACCGUGGAAAUAAUCCCCAGAGCGUCUCCUGAAUUACCAAAAGAUAUAUUGGUAGACCAUCCAUUCCUCUUUGCUUUAUUUUCAAAGAAACAUCGGCUUUUCUUCGUUGGAAGCAUACGAAACCCUCAAGAUAAGAUGUAGCAUUCAAUCAACAGUUCAUGGUUGGGUAACAUUCUUUUUUCUUUAGUUCGAGGAGUUAAACCACAAUUGCAAAUGAAUCUUAUUAAGGCCAUAAAUGUAAAUGGAAAGGAGAUUCCUCAGGUCAAGGGAUUUCUAAUUUGCGACAUCAACUACUACUUUUGCAGGGUAGAUUGCAAGAUUAAACUAUGAACCGAUACGAAAGAUUUUAAAGCGCUAACGUCAUAUUGAAUACCAUGUUUCAGAUCAGUUCAAUCAAUAAUAUUUUAUUUUAUAUUAAUAUUUUACCAAUUAUGCUUGUAUUUCAAAAUUUCUUUCAUUCCAAAAUAAAUACCUUUUUAACGUUUUA
This is a messenger RNA of Hermetia illucens (black soldier fly), 1618 nucleotides long. RefSeq names its product serine protease inhibitor 42Dd-like. Bases 124 to 1272 code for a protein of 382 amino acids. The transcript has 4 exons. The record is from RefSeq and is a predicted model, not a curated record. Gene Ontology annotation, molecular function: serine-type endopeptidase inhibitor activity. Lineage: Eukaryota; Metazoa; Arthropoda; Insecta; Diptera; Stratiomyidae.